AUGACUUUCAAUGAUGAAUUCAUGGGAAUUAUCUACCUGGUGCAGAUGCUAAUUGGAGUCCUAGGGAACUUUUUCCUCAUUUACCAUUACUCUUUUCAUUUUAUUACUCAGAAGAGGCCCAGACGCAUAAACUUUAUUCUUAUCCAACUGUCCUUUGCUAAUGCCAUUUAUCUUCUUUGCAGGGGAAUCCCCAGAGUAGUAUUUUCUUGGGAGGCCAAUAUUCUUCUGAAUGAUGCUGAGUGUAAAAUCAUCGGUUAUCUACAGAGAGUAUUCCAAGGCCUUUCUCUCUGCAGCACAUGCCUCCUUAGUAGCUUCCAGGCCAUUGCCAUCAGCCCCAACAGCCCAAAGUGGGUAGGCCUCAAAGUUAAAGCCCCAAAGGGCAUCAUUCCCUGCUGUGUUUUCUGUUGCGUCCUCAAUCUCAUAAUGGAUGUUCCUCUUCUUGUGUACAGAACUGGUCUAAGACAGAAUAGCACAAAGAUUAAAGGCAGACAACCAUCAGGGUUUUGCACUGUUAGCACAUAUAUCACGGAUUCACUAAAAUUUCAAAUCUGGAAGUCUUUUUAUGAUUCUGUCUUUGUAGUUUUAAUGGCUGUUACCAGUGGAUACAUGGUGUUUCUCCUGUACCGACACCACCAGCAAGUCCAGCAUAUUCAUAGCACCAGCCUUUCCCCCAGAGUCUCCCCUGAGAUCAGUGCCACGAAAGCCAUUCUGUUGCUGGUGAGCACCUUUUUCUUCUUCAACACAGCUUGCUCUGUCCUUACUAUUUAUAUAUCUUUUUCUCGAGUACUUAGGCCAUGGAUGUUCUAUGCCCCUACCUUUCUGUCCAUGUCUUUUCAAGCAAUCAGCCCCUUUGUACUGAUUAGUAGUGAGUCUUGGGAGCCUUGGGAAUUCUGUUGCUUUAUCCAAGUAAUGAAAGACUCACAUGCUACACCCAUAUCAUGCCAAACACAUACAGUACCACAAAACCAAAGAUUUGGGAAGUAG
This is a messenger RNA of Trichosurus vulpecula (common brushtail), 984 nucleotides long. RefSeq names its product vomeronasal type-1 receptor 3-like. The transcript has a single exon. Gene Ontology annotation, biological process: G protein-coupled receptor signaling pathway. Gene Ontology annotation, cellular component: membrane. The record is from RefSeq and is a predicted model, not a curated record. Bases 1 to 984 code for a protein of 327 amino acids. Lineage: Eukaryota; Metazoa; Chordata; Mammalia; Diprotodontia; Phalangeridae. Gene Ontology annotation, molecular function: pheromone receptor activity.